Messenger RNA from Brassica napus (rape), 1105 nucleotides. RefSeq names its product glutathione S-transferase U11-like. Gene Ontology annotation, cellular component: cytoplasm. The transcript is spliced from 2 exons. NCBI's taxonomy places the organism in Eukaryota, Viridiplantae, Streptophyta, Magnoliopsida, Brassicales, Brassicaceae. Gene Ontology annotation, molecular function: glutathione transferase activity. Bases 128 to 832 code for a protein of 234 amino acids. The record is from RefSeq and is a predicted model, not a curated record. Gene Ontology annotation, biological process: glutathione metabolic process.
AUAUAGACGCCAAACGUAGAGAGGAAACCUCAUCAAACCAUAGCUUUUCAUUUCUACCCCAAAGAAAAGAGCAGCGAACUGAGUUUGAUCAAUCUCUGAUUUUCUGAAACAAAAAAGAAUAAUAAUAAUGGGUCUAUUGAGUGGUGUUAACAAUGAUGAGUACGUAAGGCUAUUAGGAGCAUGGCCUAGCCCUUUCGUGCUGAGGACUCGGAUCGCACUUAACCUAAAGCGUGUACCGUACGAGUAUCUCGAAGAAGAAGAUACUUUGAAUUCGGAGAGCGUGUUAAACUACAACCCCGUCCAUAAACAGAUCCCCAUCCUCAUCCAUGGAAACAAACCAAUCCGUGAAUCACUCAACAUCGUCAUGUACGUCGAUGAAACUUGGCUCUCCGGCCCUCCGAUACUUCCUUCUGAUCCCUUUGAUCGUGCCGUUGCUCGUUUUUGGGACGUCUACAUUGACGAACACUGUUUCACAUCAAUCAAUGGAGUGGCGGUAGCAAAGGACGAGGAGGAAAGAAAGAUGGCAAUAGCGAAGCUAGAGCAGUGUAUGGCUCUUUUGGAAGAAACGUUUCAAGAAUGCAGCAAAGGAAGAGGCUUCUUUGGUGGAGACAACAUAGGAUUCAUCGAUAUCGGUUUCGGGUCGAUGUUGGGUCCUCUUAAGGUUCUUGAGAAAUUUUCAGGCGUCAAGUUCAUACAUCCAGAGAACACGCCAGGUCUUUUCAAUUGGGCAGACAGAUUCUACGCCCAUGAAGCAGUCAAGCCUGUCAUGCCCGAUAUCGAAAAACUGGUCGAGUUCGCUAGGCUUAAGUUCAAUACUUCAAUCUUUAAAUAAAAACCGAAGGCUAUAAAAUAAUUAUUUUGACGGACAUAUUAUCAUAUGCUUCAAAUCAUCUAAAUCGGGGAAUAAGAUGUAAACUCGGUUAAUUUAAAGGCAAAGUCAAAAUGUUCUUUUGUUUUUUUCUUUCUUACUAUUUUUGGUAAUUUUUUUUUCUUAUAUGUAUGCAGAAAUAAUCGAUUGUGGCACGCAAGAAAGUGUAUGUUCUUGGAUUUCUUUAUGCUGUAAAUUAAUCAAUAAUCUAUAAAAAAAAAUCACUUUUCGCCCCUA